AUGACUCUUCAAAAGCUCCAGAGUUCAUCAUCUGAGCAAAACUUCAAUGAGGUCGCAUUUGGCAUCUACUAUGCGAACAGGUCACUAGGAGAGAACUUGGAAACCACAUAUCCAACCCUUAACUUAGUGCCACUGAAGGUCUCAGUCCAGCACGACCUCACCAUUUUGCAAAUUGCUAGAAAGGUCCAAGAGGACCUGCAUCUCAUUUCUUCACACUCGACCGCUGGACUCUGGGAAAUCAAGGACUGGACUGGAGUUGAGAUUAAUUGUUUUGUCAACUUUCUCCAUCUCGAUGACGAGAGCACGGAAACGUUGAAACAUGGAGAUAUAGCAUUGGAGCCUGUCUCUGAUGCCCGUGAGAUCGAAAGCCUCAAGCAGACUUUUGGCAGUAAUGACGCUUCGACGAAAUGCUCGACACGCUGGCUGAGUAAUAAUGCAGUUCGAGAUGCAUUCCCGGAUGCACUGGACAUCGAAGCCUCGAUCAAUGCAGGUGGGAUGGACAUUGGUGUCUUUGGGGCCUCCACGAUGGCCUCUGAGACUAGUGCUAAUGAGAUCAUUGGGCUUCUCAGUGGCCUUUUGAAGGAGCUGUAA
Molecule: messenger RNA, 591 nt
Organism: Colletotrichum spaethianum
Lineage: Eukaryota; Fungi; Ascomycota; Sordariomycetes; Glomerellales; Glomerellaceae
Product: nonribosomal peptide synthetase 2
Exons: 2
Coding region: 1-591 (196 amino acids)
Source: RefSeq, a predicted model, not a curated record